AAAAAUAUGUAAGAUAUUUGUUAAUGGCAAAAAGCAAGGUAGGGGAAAAUAUAUAUAGUAUGCUAGAAUUGUUAAAAAUACAUGUAUAUGUAUAUGUGUCUGCAUUGACUCUCUGGGAGAGUACACAAGAAACUAGUAAAUGUGAUUGGCCAGGGACAGGGGAUGAAUGGAGCUUGGGAAGCUGUGGGACAGGGUUGAGAGGAGGAUGUUCUAGGCUCAUCUCAAAAGUAUACUGUGUAUACUUUUGUAUCAUUUGAGUUUCAUAUCAUGUGCAGGGAUUAGCUAUUUAAAAAGUAAAUAAAAUAAUUUUUUAAAUGUUUAAGUAAGAAUCCCGAGAGACAGAGACAGAAUGAUCUUUGUGCCCUGAGCACAGACUAAAUAUUCAUGGGGUAGAGGCACAUGAACCACGAGUCAGGAGAAUUUUGAUUGUGUGCUUCUUUAGAAAUAUGCCCUUAUGGAAUUAUGGAAUUCCAAGAUGAGAAAGUAUAAGAGAUCCCCGGACCAGCUUAUCCUUUGUGGCAGAGGGAAGGACAGUCUGAGAAUAACCAUUUGCUAAGGAAAGAUCUGUAAAGAGUCCCCAGACAUACAUUAAGAUAUGAAUGCUGAAAGAGAGAAGUGUUGGAGCUGGUUAGCAACUCCAGACACUCCCUGUCAUCAGUCCAACAUGCUGGAUCCUGCCUUUGUUGCUGGUGAGUGUCUUCCACACCUACUCUCCUCGCUUCCAGCCCAGACCUCAUUCAGAGGAACCCAGCAGGUGUCUGCAGUGUGGCUGCUUCAUCUGACCUUCGGGAAUCUAGGGACAGCGCCCAAGGGCCUAGCUAACUGACCGUGAUCUCUGCCUUGCUGUGACCCAGAGCUGCUCUUCUUGCAGGCUACAGGAUAUCAGGUUGAUUGACUUAUGUGCAAUUUGGGACGCUGGAGUUUACCUUCCCUCUGCAGGCUGGAACGGAGCCUCCUCUGGUGUUGCAAGGAGGAGGCUGAAUGAGGCAGAGAGGCUGAGUUCUGUCCGGGAGGCCCAGUUAAAGCGGCUCAAGGUGACAAGACCCCGAGUGCUGGGGAGCAGGGAGCGGGGCCGGGUGCCGAGGAUGGCCAGGCAGCCACCGCCGCCCUGGGUCCAUGCAGCCUUCCUCCUCUGCCUCCUCAGUCUUGGCGGAGCCAUCGAAAUUCCUAUGGAUCCAAGCAUUCAGAAUGAGCUGACGCAGCCACCGACCAUUACCAAGCAGUCAGUGAAGGAUCACAUCGUGGACCCCCGUGAUAACAUCCUGAUUGAGUGUGAAGCAAAAGGGAACCCUGCCCCCAGCUUCCACUGGACACGAAACAGCAGAUUCUUCAACAUUGCCAAGGACCCCCGGGUGUCCAUGAGGAGGAGGUCUGGGACCCUGGUGAUUGACUUCCGCAGUGGCGGGCGGCCAGAGGAAUAUGAGGGGGAAUAUCAGUGCUUCGCCCGCAACAAAUUUGGCACAGCCCUGUCCAAUAGGAUCCGCCUGCAGGUGUCUAAAUCUCCUCUGUGGCCGAAGGAAAACCUAGACCCUGUCGUGGUCCAAGAGGGUGCUCCUUUGACGCUCCAGUGCAACCCCCCGCCUGGACUUCCAUCCCCGGUCAUCUUCUGGAUGAGCAGCUCCAUGGAGCCCAUCACCCAAGACAAACGUGUCUCUCAGGGCCAUAAUGGAGACCUGUACUUCUCCAACGUGAUGCUGCAGGACAUGCAGACCGACUACAGUUGCAACGCCCGCUUCCACUUCACCCACACCAUCCAGCAGAAGAACCCUUUCACCCUCAAGGUCCUUACCACCCGAGGAGUUGCAGAAAGAACACCCAGCUUCAUGUAUCCCCAGGGCACUGCGAGCAGCCAGAUGGUGCUUCGUGGCAUGGACCUCCUGCUGGAAUGCAUCGCCUCCGGGGUCCCAACACCAGACAUCGCGUGGUACAAGAAAGGUGGGGACCUCCCAUCUGACAAGGCCAAGUUUGAGAACUUUAAUAAGGCCCUGCGUAUCACCAAUGUCUCUGAGGAAGACUCCGGGGAAUAUUUCUGCCUGGCCUCCAACAAGAUGGGCAGCAUCCGGCACACGAUCUCGGUGAGAGUAAAGGCUGCUCCCUACUGGCUGGAUGAACCCAAGAACCUUAUCCUGGCUCCUGGCGAGGAUGGGAGACUGGUGUGUCGAGCCAACGGAAACCCCAAACCCACUGUCCAGUGGAUGGUGAAUGGGGAACCUUUGCAAUCGGCACCACCGAACCCAAACCGUGAGGUGGCCGGAGACACCAUCAUCUUCCGGGACACCCAGAUCAGCAGCAGGGCCGUGUACCAGUGCAACACCUCCAACGAGCAUGGCUACCUGCUGGCCAAUGCCUUCGUCAGUGUGCUGGAUGUCCCGCCUCGGAUGCUGUCGCCUCGGAACCAACUCAUUCGAGUGAUUCUUUACAACCGGACGCGGCUGGACUGCCCUUUCUUUGGGUCUCCCAUCCCCACUCUGCGAUGGUUUAAGAAUGGGCAAGGAAGCAACCUGGAUGGUGGCAACUACCAUGUUUAUGAGAAUGGCAGUCUGGAAAUUAAGAUGAUCCGCAAAGAGGACCAGGGCAUCUACACCUGUGUCGCCACCAACAUCCUGGGCAAAGCUGAAAACCAAGUCCGCCUGGAGGUCAAAGACCCCACCAGGAUCUACCGGAUGCCUGAGGACCAGGUGGCCAAAAGGGGCACCACGGUGCAGCUGGAGUGUCGGGUGAAGCAUGACCCCUCCCUGAAACUCACCGUCUCCUGGCUGAAGGAUGACGAGCCGCUCUAUAUUGGAAACAGGAUGAAGAAGGAAGAUGACUCCCUGACCAUCUUUGGUGUGGCAGAGCGGGACCAGGGCAGUUACACGUGUGUUGCCAGCACCGAGCUAGACCAAGACCUGGCCAAGGCCUACCUCACUGUGCUAGCUGAUCAGGCCACUCCAACUAACCGUUUGGCUGCCCUGCCCAAAGGACGGCCAGACCGGCCCCGGGACCUGGAGCUGACCGACCUGGCCGAGAGGAGCGUGCGGCUGACCUGGAUCCCUGGGGACGAUAACAACAGCCCCAUCACAGACUACGUUGUCCAGUUUGAAGAAGACCAGUUCCAACCCGGGGUCUGGCAUGACCAUUCCAAGUACCCUGGCAGCGUUAACUCAGCCGUCCUCCGGCUGUCCCCAUAUGUCAACUACCAGUUCCGUGUCAUUGCCGUCAACGAGGUUGGGAGCAGCCACCCCAGCCUCCCGUCCGAGCGCUACCGAACCAGUGGAGCACCCCCCGAGUCCAAUCCUGGUGACGUGAAGGGAGAGGGGACCAGAAAGAACAACAUGGAGAUCACGUGGACGCCCAUGAAUGCCACCUCGGCCUUUGGCCCCAACCUACGCUACAUUGUCAAGUGGAGGCGGAGAGAGACUCGAGAGGCCUGGAACAACGUCACAGUGUGGGGCUCUCGCUACGUGGUGGGGCAGACCCCGGUCUACGUACCUUAUGAGAUCCGAGUCCAGGCUGAAAAUGACUUCGGGAAGGGUCCGGAGCCAGAAUCUGUCAUCGGUUACUCCGGAGAAGAUUUACCCAGUGCCCCCAGGCGUUUCCGAGUCCGGCAGCCCAACCUGGAGACAAUCAACCUGGAAUGGGAUCAUCCAGAGCAUCCAAAUGGGAUCAUGACUGGAUACACUCUCAAAUACGUGGCCUUUAACGGGACCAAAGUAGGAAAGCAGAUAGUGGAAAACUUCUCUCCCAAUCAGACCAAGUUCACGGUGCAAAGAACGGACCCCGUGUCACGCUACCGCUUUACCCUCAGCGCCAGGACGCAGGUGGGCUCUGGGGAAGCCGUCACGGAGGAGUCACCAGCACCCCCGAAUGAAGCUACUCCAACCGCAGCUCCUCCCACAUUGCCCCCGACUACCGUGGGUGCGACGGGCGCUGUGAGCAGUACCGAUGCUACUGCCAUUGCUGCCACCACCGAAGCCACAACAGUCCCCAUCAUCCCAACUGUCGCACCUACCACCAUCGCCACCACCACCGUCGCCACAACUACUACAGCCACUGCUGCCACCACCACCACGGAGAGUCCUCCCACCACCACCUCCGGGACUAAGAUACACGAAUCCGCCCCCGAUGAGCAGUCCAUAUGGAACGUCACGGUGCUCCCCAACAGUAAAUGGGCCAACAUCACCUGGAAGCACAAUUUCGGGCCCGGAACUGACUUUGUGGUUGAGUACAUCGACAGCAACCAUACGAAAAAAACUGUCCCAGUUAAGGCCCAGGCUCAGCCUAUACAGCUGACAGACCUCUAUCCCGGGAUGACAUACACGUUGCGGGUUUAUUCCCGGGACAACGAGGGCAUCAGCAGUACCGUCAUCACCUUUAUGACCAGUACAGCUUACACCAACAACCAAGCGGACAUCGCCACCCAGGGCUGGUUCAUUGGGCUUAUGUGCGCCAUCGCCCUCCUGGUGCUGAUCCUGCUCAUCGUCUGUUUCAUCAAGAGGAGUCGCGGCGGCAAGUACCCAGUACGAGAAAAGAAGGAUGUUCCCCUUGGCCCUGAAGACCCCAAGGAAGAGGAUGGCUCGUUUGACUAUAGUGAUGAGGACAACAAGCCUCUGCAGGGCAGUCAGACAUCUCUGGACGGCACCAUCAAGCAGCAGGAGAGUGACGACAGCUUGGUGGACUAUGGCGAGGGUGGCGAGGGCCAGUUCAAUGAAGACGGCUCCUUCAUCGGCCAGUACACCGUCAAAAAGGACAAGGAGGAAACAGAGGGCAACGAAAGCUCAGAGGCCACGUCACCUGUCAAUGCUAUCUACUCUCUGGCCUAACGGAGCCCACCCAGGCACAGCCACCACUUUGCAAGUGGGAGGAGGGGAGAGGGGGAAACUAAACCACUGCAGACCUACCACAAAGCCACCACCACCUUCAGUAACAAGGGUACGAUAUGGGGGUCUGCCAAGCUGUGAGGAUCAGUGACCACCAAGCCACCCAUAAGCCCCCUCCCAAUGACCCCCCUUCAGCCCCGGGUGCCACCAGUGUGGGAGAGCUGGAGCCGUGGCUGAGCUCAGCUAGAGGGAGCCUGGCCCCUUGCCCAGUCUCACAGCCACCCCCGAGCGUUCCACCACACUGCCCGCCCUUGGCCUCGGCACAUGCUCACCGUUUCUGUUGGUUACAGGACUUCUCAUUGUCUUAAUUUUGCUUUGUGCAUCUUCCCCUCCAGACCCGAUGUCUCCGUUUUCUUUUCCUUUUGAAAAAGUGUUCCUGGAAAAGAAAGAAAAAGUAGAUUCUCCCCCAGGAGACCACAAAGAUAGGCAAAAAGGAUUGAAUCCGUACCAGAACAUGUAGACAGGCUGUAAUAUUCAAACCACCUCUGGGUCAAUGUAUUUCCGAAGGAUGCCUUUCUCGCCAUAUGCCUCCCCUGGCUCCCAACCCCUCUGCCUCGGCCUUGUCAGUUGCUGAGCUGGGCUUGGCUCUUUUCUGGAAAAUGACAGUAUUUUUGGCAGGGAGAGGGUGUGCAGGCCUCCUUGCUGCUCUCUGGUUCGGUUGGGAGGUGUGUUUACCUCUUGCUCCUCAUUCCCCCCCUGCCCUUUUCUCUGGUGUAUCUAAGAUGUGAGCUGCACUGACUCUGAAGAAGUUUGAGGAACAGGAGUGAGCACUGAUAGGAAGGACUUCAACGCCAGUGACUGUGUACCUCAAGCAGAAGAAAAUCAAGUGUCUGGUCUUGGGGGAACUCUGCUUACCUCUAGAGAGAAGAAAAAGGCUGGGUUUGGACUUCCUUCCUCCCCACUGGUGAAACCCAGGAUGUAGAUAGAGGGCCACACCCACUCUGUCCCAGAGGGCACCUGUCCACGUGGCUGGGGCCCACGCUGCCACCCUGGAGGAGAUGGAAUGCUGUGAUGCAAAAGCUUUGCUGGUGCGUUUGGGGCAUAAGGCGCUGCUCCCCUUCCACCUCUAGCAGAUAGAUAUCAUCUUCUCAGCCAAUUCUGUAGGACACUGAGGCUUUUGUUUGACAUGGUAUGUGGAUGGGGACUUGCCCCAAGACUGAGCCAGUCUGCCCUUUCAUUGGGGUGUAUACAUAUCAGGGGACCUGCGGUGGCACCGUACUCAGUGCUGUGAUGCCCCCACCUGGGGAGGACUCAAUGCUCUUUGUAUGCCUUAUGCAGCGCUGAUCUGCCCCUGGAGUUCCCAGGUUCCCAGCCCCUCCCUGCAAGCCUUGAAGCCUCCAGCGAUGUCCGUGUCCAGGAGAGCAGGGCAGCCUAUGCAAGUGUUCCGGCAGGACCAGAAGCGGCCACCCAACACACGUCCUCACCAGUCACCCCAAAUGGAGACACUCGCAGACCUGCAGUUGUCAGACGGAAGGUGCUGCCUUCAUCCUCCCCACCUAAUGCAUUUUUGAAACCAAAGGUACCUAGCCUCAGAGACAGAGAAGGAGAGGGGGAGAUCUUGAGUCUAAGAGGAACCCUUUAGCUGUUUCUGUAGCUCCGGUCAGUUUCAGGAGGGUGAAGCUGAUCCCCAGGAACGAAUCAGCUGCCAUGGGCACAGCCUCUGAUUUGAGCCUCCAGCUGCUAGCCAGGGGGCCUGGGCCGGACCAGGGCUCUGUCCUUCAGUGACUUUAUUAAAGCAUCAUUUGCCACAUGUUUAAGCCGCAAAGGUAUUAGCAAUGCUUGCAUCAUUAAUAAUCAUUCAGUUGAAGGUCAAGCCCAUAGACACACACUCUCUGUCUGCUGGUAAGAAAUCAUAGCCCAGAACUGAGCCAAUAAGGCUGUUUGAACCUGAGAGUGUGUGAUGGUCAUUUGGGCCAAGCCUCAGCCAGGGCUGCUGCCUGGACGCCUGAGGGGCAGCUUAUCACAGUGCAAGGGGACAGGGUAAACAGCAGGGGGUGGGGCGUGAGCUUGGAGGGCCCCUCCCCUGGCUUUCCUCCAACACCUGCUUGGAUACUAGGCCCACUGUCCCUGAAGGGAAUGUCAGGGAAGUGUGCCUGUGAGCUGAAUUAAAGGACUGGCCUUUCCAGAAAACGCUUUGGAUCUGAGCAGAGUAGUCAGUUUCUCAGACACUCAUUCCAUACUGCACCGUACAUGCCAGUGAACUCACUGCACCGAAAGCAGGCUCUUAGGGCAGGAAGGGACGGUGAGCAAGUCUGCCACACCACCUGGUGACUGGGAAGGCUGCUUCCCUCGUAAGGGUCUUGGGGAGAAGUAAGCCCACAGCCUGCCUCUGCACCUCGUUCCAGUGUCCUGUCAGGCUCUGCACUGUCCUUUGUGUAUGAAGAAAAUGCUAUUAGCCCUCUCUCAGGCUACUGUUCUGUGGGUGCUGAGAGCUACCCCCCAUCACCAUGCAAUCACACCCGUCUGAGCAGAAGCAAAUCUGAGGCUGAAGAAUUAAGUUUUCCCCAAGCAAGGAAGGCAGGUGGUCAGAGAGAUCAAACGCUGCUGGCGUGGGGAUUGCAGGAUACAGGAGGCAGCCCCUUUGGGGAAGAGGAGAGUGCGUUUUCCGUGGAGCCCGUGUCAGAGUCCAGCCCAGCUCAGCACGAAAGCAGAAUUGCCCAGCACUCCCUGCCAGCUGGGUCUCCCAAGCAACUACCCCAAGACAUACCAACAAUGAAGCCAGGACAGCACCAUUACCAUCGGCACUCCAGUUUGGCUGGCUGGGAGGAAAGUGCUGGGCAUCUUACAGUAACUCUAGAAGUUCCUUUGACUGGGCUGCAAUCCCACCUGUGUGCUCAGCCCUAAGAGCUGUAGUUUCCUGUGCUGUCAUUUGUUCAUUCAUUCGUUCAUUCAUUCAUUCAUUCAUUCAGCAAAUACUCUGAAAUCCAGUCUGAACUAAGGCCUGAGCUGUGGAUACCAUGGCGUGUGAGUUAGAUGUGGUCCCUGCCCUCACGGGGCUGACAGUCCUGAAAUCAAGUGCUGGGACACAGUGGCCAUUGAGUUGGGAGCAUUCUUCCCUCUAUUGCUUAAGCCACUGAUGGCUAUGAGCUUGAAGAGAGGGAUUCUGAGGGAGAAUUUCGUCCAUCUGGUCACCAAGGCUGGGCAGGACAAAGCAGUCAAGAACCAUGGUGUGGCUUGAAAAACAGUCCUGCUUCCUGAGCCUCUUUGCUCUGCCUCUUGGGGCCAAGGGUUAGUCCACAUCCAGGUUGCAUGAGAUGAGAUGCAAAGGGCUCUGUGUGGGUGAGGAACGCAAGUUAGAGGAGCAGGAGAGGCCACCAGGGUUGGGACCUAUUUAGGUAAUCCCUGUUGGCAGCACCUAGAGAGAGCAUCUGAGCCAAAGGAGUGGGAAACUCUGCCCCAGCAAUGGCACGGGCUGCAGUCUCUUUCUGGCGCCCUGUGCUGGAGCAGGGCCAAGUCUUAGGGCAUCACGAACAGCCCAUUUGAUGGAAGGAGCAGGGAUGUAGCACAUUUUUGUCUGUCUUUGUGAGGCUGCUUUGCUAACUCUCUGAGGAGAGGAAGCCUCUCAGGCUUUCCGUGGGCUGGGGCUGGUGCCAGAGAAUCCCUUCUCAGUGGGAAGGCAGCAGGUUCCUGGGAGGCCGGCACAGGGCACCGCUCCCCGCUCCUGACACCUUGGUGCAGACUGACUUCCUGCCCAGUCACCACUCCGGCCAGCCCCGCCAAACACACACAAGCUCAUGGUUGCGGUUGGGUCUAUCCCGUUAGUUGGCAAAGGAUCCUGCUUGAGCUCUGCGUAGUAGCCGAGGAGUAGCAUUGAGGAGGGCCCUGAUUGUUUAAAAAAAAAAAAAAUAGGCCUCAAAACAAUGAAACAAAGAGCUUGAUGUGUCAGGAGGAGACCAAGGCCCUGGGAGGCAUAGGCAAGCCGGGCAGAGUCAGACCAGCACCCUCCCUUGACCAUCUCCUAGCAUUCCCCUCCCUUAACCUAGACAGAGGCUACCCCAUGUGAGUUCAAGCCAGACUUUGUGGCUGUCCCCAGCCUGCACAGCCCAAGCCCAGGGAAGUGUCCUUUCUUUCCCUUCCUUACUAAUAAUGGGCCUUCCUGAGACACAUUCAGAGAGGGAUCAGAGAGAAAGGAGAACCAUCCAGGAGAGCCACAAGCACCCACCAAACAGUGUCUCAAGCCUCACCUGAAACUGCUGUUCUUCCUGUCAGCAUACUAGUAUUAAAUGGGUGUUCCAUAACGAGAAGAAUGGAAAUGAAAUACGUACAAAGGCAUCUAGCUUAGGACCAGAAUCGGAUUUCAGCAUGUGAAGGAAUCCCAGAGCUGAUCUCAUUGAAAUGAUUUAUUGUACAGACAAGGAUAUGCAAAUCCACAGAAGUGAAGGGAUUUUUGCUCAAGAUCACAUAGCUGGUAAACUAAGGUAAAGUUAGGGCUUGAACUUGGGCCUUCUGACUCCUUGUCCAGUGUUCUUUCAUCUCACCACAGCUGCCUCCUUUGAAACAGAGGUAUUAAGAUCUAUCCUUCUGGUUCACCCUCUCAUACCUCUUUACUGCCUCUCCCACAUCCCCCACAUGCCCCCAAAAUGAAAGACGAACAGGAUUUUUUCUUAGACCAAGAUCAGUCUGUUGAUCAGCCUGUGGUUCACCCAGCCAUGCAAUUAAGGGCAGACCUGGGCCAGUGGAAUAGAAUAGCUGAUUGGUGUUUGUUACUGUGAACCCUAGACUGUACCCCCUAGAAUGGUGUCUCUUGCUUUGUAACACAUCGGGCCUUCAGCGUGCUGUAUUCCUCAGAAGUGAGGGCAUCUCUGUCCAUUCUGCCCAUGGCCAGAGGGUGCAGAGAGGCAGCAGGGCCCAUGCAAGCUGCCACCCUGGGAUUUGCUGGGCUGGAGUUCAACAGAUGUAAAGACUUCGGUGAAGCAAUAAACACAAAACUCUGGGAGAAGAUAUCCAGAAUUUUGUGCACUACUCUGUUUCUUUUUCAAAAAUGAGGCAGAUCAGAUGUCCCUGAGCUGCCCCUUUUUUUUUGAUUCCCCACUGCAGUGUCCUCAGUCAGUGUUGUCCCUCUGCCCGGCUCCCCAGCUCUUUGCCAACCUCUUCACACUCCCCUUGAGCUGAGCAUCAGUCACCUGUGACGUGGCCACCUUCUGUCCUGCUCCCACUCCCGACCCAUGCUGGACCCCGGAGGACCUCCUGCCCUGCCCCUACCACACACCCAUAUCCCCCACCAUUCCAAUUUGUUCUUUCCCGUGCGGAAUUUUUUUCCCCAACGUCUCCAUCCAUUCCUACAUAUCCACACACGCACAAAUUGGUCUGAUCUUUUUUCCAUUGGUUAAACAUUUAACUCCAUGCCAGACCUUGUUUUAACCCCUCUCACAUCAUGUUCUUUCCUUUUUUGCGAGUUAUUUUGCAUUAACCAACUUUGUCAGUGACAGAUGCGUAUCUGAGGGUGUCACGCACGACCUUCAGCAGGGAAGACUUCUGGGCCAUGGAGGACCGUCUAAUACAUGGACUUAUAAACUGACUGCAUGAGCAAUGAAAAGGCCAAAUUAUUCUGAAUUUUUUUUUGAAUCACUGUAAAAAAACUGAUUUCUUUUGUAUAGAGAACACUAAACGUAUAAUAAAAGUUGUUCAAAAUGUA
Cercocebus atys (sooty mangabey) is the source of this 10494-nucleotide messenger RNA. It is a transcript of the gene NFASC, whose product is annotated as neurofascin. Gene Ontology annotation, biological process: brain development; cell-cell adhesion. The transcript is spliced from 30 exons. Lineage: Eukaryota; Metazoa; Chordata; Mammalia; Primates; Cercopithecidae. The record is from RefSeq and is a predicted model, not a curated record. Gene Ontology annotation, molecular function: cell-cell adhesion mediator activity. Bases 1086 to 4802 code for a protein of 1238 amino acids.